This is a messenger RNA of Aspergillus terreus NIH2624, 1131 nucleotides long. RefSeq names its product protein pex20 (gene pex20). The coding region runs from base 1 to 1131 and encodes 376 amino acids. Lineage: Eukaryota; Fungi; Ascomycota; Eurotiomycetes; Eurotiales; Aspergillaceae. The transcript is spliced from 4 exons. The record is from RefSeq and is a predicted model, not a curated record.
AUGAGUGAUGCUCUAUGUGGCCCGUCGAAUGCUCUUCAAAACUUCCAGAAGCAUGCCUCUGUCGACCGUACUCUGCAGCAGGACCGCAUAGUCUCGCGGUCGUCGCCGUCCCAGGGAUUCCGAUCUCCAAACCCACACGAGGGCGUCUUAGACCCCGAAUUUGCUGCCUUCGAGUCCAACAUACCUGGCGCACCCCUUCCCGAGCUCCGUCAUGCUGCACCUUUUACCGCGCAGGGUCCGCAUUUCAUGCACCCCGCGGAAAACCAGAGCUGGGCCGCGGAUUUCCAAAAGUUGCAGAUCUCAGGACCAUCCCAUCCGAUUCAUCAGCAGCCAGGUCUAUCGGCAUCCUCGGCACCCAUGAUGGCUCAACAAGGGUGGCAAAACGAGUUCAUGAACCAACAGCAACCCCAGCAGCGACACACUCCAAACCAGCAACACCAGCCUUAUACCCAGGGGUUCCAGUCCAGCUUUGCCCCGAGCUAUCCCAUGCACGCAAGCCCGAUGAACGCUUUCCCUGCUGCACAAGAGGCGAUUGCAAACCAGCACCCCCAAACGGAGACAUUCGAUGAAUCUGCAUUCGAAGCGGCGUUCGAACAAGCCCGGGCGGACAUGGCAUCGCAGGCGGCCGAAAUCACGCAGGAGCACACCGAAGAGACGACCGUAGAGGCUACACACAUUGAGACGACCACAUCUUUCGAACCACAAGAGACCGUCCGGAUCGGAUCCGAUACUAUCCCGCAGUCGAACAAGGAGGACCCUCAAUCACGGGUAAACGACGCGGACGAACUAGCUCGAACGGCCGGACAGCUACUGGAUAGCGUGAGCCAUGACCAAAGUCAGAAGUUCCGAGAAAGCAACUUCCUCGCCUUAAUGCGCCGCAUUCGAGACCGGGAGGUGCAUGUCGAGGGGGAUGAAUUUCGCGAAACUUCACAGUCUCUACACCCUGGCGGCAAGUACUAUCCGGGCGGACAGCGAGCGCAGGAGAAGCAAACGAAUCACGACACGACCACGCACAACUUUGAUGGCAACUCUACCGUUCCGGAUGAAAGGAAUCCGACACCGUUCACAGGCUCCACCGCAGACGAUGACACACUCUAUGCAGCUUGGAACCACGGUGAUAGCUGGGCUUAG